AUGGCGCAGAGAAGAAUUCAGGAAGAUGAAAGGUAUGAGACAGAGGACCGUCCCAAGUGGGACAACAAGGUGCAGUACCUGCUUACCUGCGUCGGAUUUGCCGUGGGUCUGGGAAACGUGUGGAGGUUCCCGUACCUGUGCCAGAUCUACGGAGGAGGUGCAUUUCUGAUCCCUUACCUGAUUGCGCUGGUGUUCGAGGGAUUGCCCCUCCUCUAUCUGGAGUUGGCCAUUGGGCAGAGUCUCCGGCAGGGCAGUAUUGGGGUCUGGAACUCCAUCUCGCCUUACCUGGGUGGAGUUGGUGUAGCUUCCAUGGCUGUCUCCUUCCUGGUGGGGUUGUUCUACAACACCAUUCUAGCCUGGGUGCUGUGGUAUUUCUUCAACUCCUUCCAGGAUCCUCUGCCCUGGAGCCAGUGUCCACUUAAUGAAAAUCUGACCGACUACGUAGAGGAGUGUGUCCGGGGUACUGCAGCGAACUACUACUGGUAUCGUGUGACACUGAACAUCACCCCGGACAUCAGUAGCAGUGGCUCCUUACAGUGGUGGCUGGUGCUGAGCCUGGCCCUCGCCUGGAGCAUCGUCUAUAUCUGCUUCAUACGUGGCAUCGAGACAGUCGGCAAGGCUGUCUAUGUAACAGCUACAUUUCCAUACCUGGUGUUGACUAUCUUUCUGGUGAGGGCACUCACUCUUCCUGGAGCUAUUGAUGGACUGGAAUACCUUUUCACCCCAGACUGGGGUGUUCUGCUGAAUCCACAGGUGUGGCUGGAUGCUGCCACACAGAUCUUCUUCUCUCUGUCUCUGGCCUUUGGGGGCCUCAUUGCCUUCGCCAGCUACAACCCGAGAAAGAAUAACUGUGAGAGAGAUGCUUUGUUAGUCGGCUGUAUCAACAGUGCUACCUCCCUCUAUGCCUCCAUACCCAUAUUCGCCAUUCUGGGAUUCAAGGCCACAACCAACUUCAACAACUGUAUUACCAGCAAUGUCUUGAAACUGACCAAUGAGUUUGACAUUGCUGAGAAGAACAUCACAGCAGACAACUACGACAUGUGGCUGAAGACGUUGAACACAUCCCAUCCUGACAGAAUUAACUCUUUGGAGCUCAGAGAGUGCAACCUGAAGAGGUUUAUGGACCAGAGUGUGUCUGGAACGGGCCUGGCCUUCAUUGUCUUCACGGAGGCAGUGAUCGAGAUGCCGGCCUCGCAGGUGUGGGCCGUGCUCUUCUUCAUCAUGCUCUUCAGCCUCGGACUGUCAUCCAUGUUCGGCAACCUGGAGGGCGUCCUGACACCACUGUUCGACCUGCACAUGGUACCCUCAUGGGUGCCCAAAGAGCUCUUCACCGGAAUAAUAUGCAUGGUGUCAUUCCUGGUGGCUCUGAUCUUCACCAUGGGAUCUGGGAAUUACUGGCUGGAGAUCUUCAACAGUUAUGUGGGAUCCGUUCCUCUCCUCAUCAUCGCAUUCUUCGAAAUCACCAGUGUAGUAGUGUUCUAUGGCAUGAAACGAUUCAGCGAGGAUAUCGAGUUCAUGACGGGCCACCGGCCGGGUCUGUUCUGGCAUCUGUGCUGGAUGGGGGUCAGUCCCCUCAUGCUGCUGGUGGUGCUGGUGGCCUAUGUCGUCGUCCAGGUACAGGUCCAGCCUCAGUACCCCACCUGGAACCCCAGCUACACCCUGUUUCCUGAAGCGGAGGUGAAGCCGUACCCUGACUGGGUGUUUGCCAUCUGUGUGAUGCUCUCUGCAGUGCCCGUUGUGCCCAUCCCCCUGGUGGCACUCUACCACCUCAUCAGGCGUCUCACCCACCCAGAGCAGCACACGCGGGACGAGCCCCAUGUCUCCAACCCCUACGACAACAAGGCUUUCAGCUCUGAGCCCCAGUUGUGAGGAGGACACUAGGACUGUACGGGGCAGAGGACACCGUACUGCUACAUGUGGAAAAUUAGUUGCCUGCUCAGCAACCACACGGGACUGACAUUAUUUUUAUCAGG
This is a messenger RNA of Electrophorus electricus (electric eel), 1973 nucleotides long. RefSeq names its product solute carrier family 6 member 18 (gene slc6a18). The record is from RefSeq and is a predicted model, not a curated record. Gene Ontology annotation, cellular component: plasma membrane. NCBI's taxonomy places the organism in Eukaryota, Metazoa, Chordata, Actinopteri, Gymnotiformes, Gymnotidae. Gene Ontology annotation, biological process: amino acid transport; nitrogen compound transport; sodium ion transmembrane transport.